This is a messenger RNA of Solanum pennellii, 1526 nucleotides long. RefSeq lists its product as uncharacterized. The transcript is spliced from 2 exons. The record is from RefSeq and is a predicted model, not a curated record. The coding region runs from base 271 to 1407 and encodes 378 amino acids. NCBI's taxonomy places the organism in Eukaryota, Viridiplantae, Streptophyta, Magnoliopsida, Solanales, Solanaceae.
UGUAGAAAAUACCCAUACUUAGAAAAAUAAUUAUAGGAACAAAAUAAGCUAAUUAUGUUAGUAAUAUAUUCUGUAUAAUCUUCUUCCUUAUCUGGUUCCGUAUUUCUUUCCAUCUUACCUGUAUAAAUGUAAUAGUUAUUUCACAAGAGCAAUACACAGAAAAUUAACCAAAAACUAUUCUCUCUGUUUACGUAUUUUAACAUGGUAUCAGAGCCAUAAGGUCGAUCUUCGACGGUUGUUCGUACUCAUCAUCUACCGGGAUCUACCGAAAUGGAAGACCCAUCGGAAAACCCACCAGAAAAUCCAAACCAGCUUAUUUCUAUGGAACAUAUGCAACAACUGUUUCAAAUGUUCCAAACACUCAACAAAAGCUCAACCAACAUCGAACCAGUGACUUCACAAACAGUGCGAGUCGCGGAAAAAUUGAACUUUACCAACUACACCAAAUGGUGUAAACUGAUGCAGAUAGCAAUUGGUGGUCGGGGAAGACUCAAUCACAUCAUCGUCAAUCCCAUUUCACCAGACGAUCCAGAAUACCAGCAAUGGGCUCAAAAAGAUUCGAUGGUCAUUUCAUGGAUCAUCGAGAAUAUUGAUGGAGACCUCGUGAAUCAAUUCUUGGACUACAAAACUGCCCGAGAUUUAUGGAAAGGCAUCGAAACUCUACUCAGUAGCGGCAGAGAUGAACUGCAGAUCUAUGAUCUGAACACAAAGGCAACCUCUAUGAAACAAGGCAUAGACACGAUAGAGGUCUAUUUCAGUAAAUUGAAUACCCUCUGGAAAGAAAUCGAUAGACGAAUGCCGAACCCAAUGAAAUGCGCAGAAGACAUCACACAAUUCAACUCAUUUAUACAACGACAAAGGCUGUACCAGUUUCUGGCUGGUGUAAAUGAUUCACUUGACAAAGAAAAGCGAGACAUCCUAAAUCUAGAUCCCCUUCCAACCAUUGAUGCCGCAUAUGCCACCAUCAGACGAGAAAUUGCUCGUCGUGGCAUAAUGACCGGCAACUCAUCACUGGAACGAGGUCCCUCAGAGAUUGGAAGUGGUCUUGUCACUCAACGCCGGUCAGAUUCUUCAUUUAGCCGGCCAGAUUCAUCAUUCCGGCGAGAGGACAAAACUCCCCUCAAAUGCAGCCACUGCGGAGGAACCAAACACACCAAGGAAGGAUGCUUCAAGCUCAUCGGCUACCCAGAAUGGUGGGAAGACCUGAGACAGCGUAAAGCCGCCACCAAGGUAACAAAGACCGGCGGCAAGGCUAACGCCGCCAUCGGAGAAGGAGAACCGACCAGCGAAGCUUCGCCAACCAAUGUCACCAACAGGCGAACAGGUACCGGCGAGGGCUCGUCGACCAACGUUACCGACAGGAGAACAGGAUGCUCAGACGGGGCGGAUCAUUGGUCGUGGUAUUGAACGAGGAGGUCUAUACUAUGUAAACGAGGUGACUCAACAGGGUAACGCUUUGCUUGCUCAAGGGUCGCCGGAAUAUCAGAUCUGGAUGUGGCACCGACGGCUAGGUCAUCCGUCUUUAA